Messenger RNA from Aphis gossypii (cotton aphid), 2610 nucleotides. RefSeq names its product gamma-tubulin complex component 2-like. Gene Ontology annotation, cellular component: centrosome; gamma-tubulin small complex; equatorial microtubule organizing center. NCBI's taxonomy places the organism in Eukaryota, Metazoa, Arthropoda, Insecta, Hemiptera, Aphididae. The transcript has 16 exons. Gene Ontology annotation, biological process: cytoplasmic microtubule organization; spindle assembly; mitotic cell cycle. Gene Ontology annotation, molecular function: gamma-tubulin binding; microtubule minus-end binding. The record is from RefSeq and is a predicted model, not a curated record. The coding region runs from base 158 to 2572 and encodes 804 amino acids.
AUAUUAUCUAUGUUGAUGUUUAUACAAUUCCGUUUUUCGCAUUUCCGUUAAAAUGAUUAAGAAAUGAUAGAAUGAACACUAACAAAAAUCAAAAUAUUAAAUAAUGUUUAAAAUUAUUUUAAUUUAAAAUUUCACAACAAAACUUUUGUACAAAACUAUGGACCGUGCAAGAAUACCAAUCGAAGAAUUAAUAACAAGUUUCAAAUCAACUAGUACCGUUGAAGAUAUAUUUGAUAAAUUGGAAAUAUGGAAUCGCAAUGAUUCUCAACAAAUUCCACUUGAACAUUCUAAAGAGUAUACAUUACGGAAACUGUUACUUCAUUCUGAAAAUCCAGUAAAAUUAAAAGAAAAAGUACAGAGCAUUGAAAAAAAUAAAUUGGCGAAUAAAUUUAUGGAAUUGAUUCAAGAAAUAAGGGAAGACAAAAAAUUAACAGUAUUUAUGGAAAAGCGAUAUAAAGAAUAUGAGAAAGAUACAAGUUGUUCAGAAGUUGUACAAUAUUAUAAAGAUGAAAUUGAGAAAAGAAAUGAAUUUCAAAAACAAAGACAAAUAAAAAAAGAAAUAAAAGAGAAGAAAAUUAUCUUGAAAAAAAGUGUUAGCAAACAAACUCCACUUUGGAAAAACUUAAGAAAAUAUCAAGCCUUAGAUUACUUUAAUAUACCCAUAACAUGUUACAAUACCACAAAUCCAGAAGAACAUGACUUAGUGGGUGAUAUUUUGUCUUGUCUCCAAGGCUUCCAUACAAAAUUUAUAAAUCCAAACAACCUCGAGAUACCGCUUACUUUCAGUAUUAAUGAGCCCAUAGAUCCACAGUUUAAAUGUAUUGUGCCAAAAAUACUUAGAUUAGUAUCAGCUUAUACCAUUAUUUGUCGAUAUAGUGAAGAAAAUCGUCAAAGCCAUAAUGGAUAUGUUAAUCAAGCAUUAGCUUGUUAUAUAAGCAAAUUUAUACGCGAUUAUUUGAACUUUAUAAUAUGUCUUGAAAACCAACACAAGUCUGGAGAACUUAGUCUACAAUCAUUAUCAUUUGCAGCCCAAGCUCAUGUUUAUAAAAUGGAAUUUGUGGCCCGCAUUGUAUCGAUAAUAACACAAGAAAAAAAGAAAGGAGGUCAGACUUUAUCAGUGUUACAUGAAGAAAUGACCCAAUGUUAUAUUGAUGAAUCACUUAAAAAACUUUUAGCAGGAAUGGUUGAAGUAUCAACUAUUCCAUUUUUCCAAUCAUUAGAAAAAUGGAUUUUUAAAGGACAAGUAUUUGACCCUUGUGAUGAGUUUAUGAUUAAAUGUGGCAACCUUAUAUUAAAUGAUGACACAGAGAAAUAUUGGAAUAGAUGUUAUACAGUUAGAAAUGAAUAUGUUCCAUCUUACUUGGAAAAAUUUAAAGAAAUUAUCUUACGAACUGGAAAAUACUUAAAUGCACUUUAUCACUGUAACAUUCCAAAUAAAUCUAAUUUGAUUUAUACAUCAACUAAUAAUGAAAAACUAGUAUAUUCUAUGUGGUGUUCUGAUUCAACAAAUUAUCUCAAAACUAUAAAUAAUGCUUAUAUGUUUGCAAGUAGUAGUCUAUUAAAUGUACUACUAAUUGAUUAUGACCUUAUGAACAGAUUAAAAUCUAUUAAACGCUACUUUCUACUUGAACAAGGAGAUUUUGUAGUACAUCUAUUGGAUGUAUGUGAUGAAGAAUUGAAAAAACCAACAGAUGAUAUUGUUUACAAUCGAUUGGAAUCAUUGUUAGAUAUUUGUUUACGAGUAAAUGUUGGAUGUGUAGAUCAAUACAAAGAUGACAUAAAAAUGGAAUUAAAAAAAGAUCCAUUGAGUUUUCAAAUAUUUAAAAUACUUGCUAUUCAAACUGAAAAAGAAAAAGAUUAUACUAACUUCCAACCAUCUUCAAAUUUAUUGGGAAUACAGUCAUUCUGUUUGGGAUUAACUACGCAAUGGCCAGUUUCUCUAAUAUUUAAUGAAACUGUUAUCUCAAAUUAUCAAAUAUUAUUCAGAUUGCUAUUAUUAUGCAAAAAUGUUGAACGGCAACUACUUAAAGUAUGGUUAUGUGACAAACAUUUAAAAAAGAUACCUGAUUCUUCAGCAAUAACCUAUAAGAAAGCUUUUAAUUUAAGGCAAAAUAUGUUGUUAUUUGUUCAAAAUCUUGAAUAUUAUAUGUUUGAAGAAGUGAUUGAGACACAGUGGCAAGCUUUUACAUCUGCUAUUCAAUACAAAGUGAAAAAUGUUGACGAGCUAUUGGAUGAACAACAAAAAUUUUUAAACCUUUGUUUAAAAAAUUGUAUGGUUACCAAUCCAGACUUAAUGAAAAGUAGUCGAUAUUUACUAGAAUUAUGUACUGAAUUCAGCGAUUAUAUUUUAUUAUCCAAAAGUCAUCUUAAUCACCUGAAACUAGACUUUGAAAAAAGUAUACAAAUAUUAGAAAACAAAUUUACAGCUGCAAUGAUUGACCUCUUAAAAUGUAUAAGAAAAAUGAGCCGUUUAGACAGCGGUAAUAUUAUAUACAAUUUUUUGUACAGGAUGGACUUUAAUGGAAUGUACACUGAGCAAAUAAAUAUGGAUGAUACAAUAUUAUAUACAUGAACAUUUAUUUUUUAAAUAUACCUAAUGUACACAUAUUA